AUGGUGGAGCGAGCAUGGACACACUCCCACGGUGGAGCGAGCACGGACCGAUUCCCACGAUGGAGCGAGCACGGACACAUUCCCACGGUGGAGCGAGCACGGACACACUCCCACGGUGGAGCGAGCACGGACCGAUUCCCACGAUGGAGCGAGCACGGACCGAUUCCCACGGUGGAGCGAGCACGGACACACUCCCAUGGUGGAGCGAGCAUGGACACACUCCCACGGUGGAGCGAGCACGGCCCGAUUCCCACGGUGGAGCGAGCACGGACACACUCCCACGGUGGAGCGAGCACGGACACAUUCCCACGGUGGAGCGAGCACGGACACACUCCCACGGUGGAGCGAGCACGGACACAUUCCCACAGUGGAGCGAGCACGGACACACUCCCACGGUGGAGCGAGCACGGACCGAUUCCCAUGGUGGAGCGAGCACGGACACACUCCCACGGUGGAGCGAGCACGGACACACUCCCACGGUGGAGCGAGCACGGACCGAUUCCCACGGUGGAGCGAGCACGGACACACUCCCACGGUGGAGCGAGCACGGACCGAUUCCCACGGUGGAGCGAGCACGGACACACUCCCACGGUGGAGCGAGUACGGACUGACUCCCACGGUGGAGCGAGCACGGACACAUUCCCACGGUGGAGCGAGCACGGACACACUCCCACGGUGGAGCGAGCACGGACAUACUCCCACGGUGGAGCGAGCACGGACCGACUCGCACAGCUCAGCGAGCACGGACCGAUUCCCACGGUGGAGCGAGCACGGACACACUCCCACGGUGGAGCGAGUACGGACCGACUCCCACGGUGGAGCGAGUACAGACCGACUCCCACGAUGGAGCGAGUAUGA
Hemiscyllium ocellatum (epaulette shark) is the source of this 858-nucleotide messenger RNA. RefSeq names its product putative proline-rich protein 21. The record is from RefSeq and is a predicted model, not a curated record. Lineage: Eukaryota; Metazoa; Chordata; Chondrichthyes; Orectolobiformes; Hemiscylliidae. The transcript has a single exon. Bases 1 to 858 code for a protein of 285 amino acids.